This is a messenger RNA of Pelagomonas calceolata, 1302 nucleotides long. The record is from the annotation of a GenBank genome assembly. NCBI's taxonomy places the organism in Eukaryota, Pelagophyceae, Pelagomonadales, Pelagomonadaceae.
AUGAUUGCACCGCCAUGGGCUGCCCUGAUGGCGGCAGCACUCAUACUUAGACUGCCGGACAACUUCUGGCAGCGAUGCGGUGGAGGCGACACAGACAGGCUGCUCUACGCUGCCCUACCUCUCAUGCUGCUAAGGGACGCGUACGGCUGCUUUUUCCUGAACCUCACGCGCCGACCGGCACGAUCCAUACGCAAGCCGCUCGGCUACGACGCCGCGGUACUGCGACGGCCGCGCUGGUGUCCGAUCCCGCUAUUGCUGCGGCUCUGCGCUCAUAAUACGCAGCGGCUCGCGUUCGCGGUAGCUUUAAUUGGAGCGGCGGCGGUCUGCGUCGUCGACGGCGGCGCCCUACGCGUCGUCGUCGCGCUGGCCUACGCGAUUGUGGAGCUCCGCUUCCAUGCGGCGCUGGGCUGGCACCGCGACGUCCUGCUGCUCAACACGCUAUUCGCGUCGGCAUUACCGGAACCCUGCCGCGCGACGGGACGGGCGCUUGCCCUGUGCCACGCAUACGGCGGUUCGGGCCUGCGGCGGCUCUGGACCGGCGGGGCCUUCGACGGCGACUCACUCAAAGAGGUGCUCCGCGGGGCGCGCAACGGCGUCGUUCCAAAGCUGACGGCCUCCGCGGCGAAGGCUCCCCGACGGUUUCUCGCGAUAGCCGACGCGGGCGCGCGGAUAGGCCUCGAGCUCGUCGGCGUUGGCCUGUUGCUCGCGUACCUCGACGACGCCAGAGUCCGUCUCACGUUCCGCGCGUGCGCGAUCGCGUUCCAUUUUGGAGUCGCCUUAUUGACGGCGAUCGAUUUUUUCGAGAAUCGCGUCGUCCUGUUCGUGGGAUUGAUCGUUGACGACCUGGCUGUAUCAGUAUCUUCGGGUACCUGUUCGCCGUGGCCGAGCCGCCUCUUCGCCUUUGCGCUGCUCUUUCCCGUGCUCGCGGGCGUCGAGCACUUCCCAUUCACGCACAACGGCCUGUUUCCCUUCUCCGGACGACAGAUGCGCGCCGUCCGCGAGGUCUGCGACCGCCAGGGCACGCUCCUUGCGACGACGACGCGAUCCGUCGCCCUGCCCGUGGACCUCGCGCGGACGUUCCUCGGGCUCGGGGACGCACAGCCCGCGCAGCUCUGGCACCCGGUCCUCGCGCCGCUCGUGCUCGCCGCGGCGAGCGCGCGGGGCGAGGCCGACACCCUGAGGCUGCGGCGCGGCGCGGAGGCGUGGCUCAAAACAAAACCGCUAGUGGACGCGCGGACCGGACGCGCGUACGACCGCGUCACCUACGAGUACAAGAACCGCGCGGGCCGGGGCUACAACUGA